Purpureocillium takamizusanense is the source of this 3670-nucleotide messenger RNA. It is a transcript of the gene AMD1, whose product is annotated as AMP deaminase. Gene Ontology annotation, biological process: AMP metabolic process; IMP salvage. The transcript is spliced from 5 exons. Gene Ontology annotation, cellular component: cytosol. Bases 506 to 3256 code for a protein of 916 amino acids. The record is from RefSeq and is a predicted model, not a curated record. Gene Ontology annotation, molecular function: AMP deaminase activity. Lineage: Eukaryota; Fungi; Ascomycota; Sordariomycetes; Hypocreales; Ophiocordycipitaceae.
CUUCGUAUCCACCCACCACCUCUCCUCGCCUGUCGGUGACGCCGCCCACCCGCUCCAGCACACGUCCUUUUGACGGGACAGCACUACCUUACCUUAGUAGUACUCUUGGGUUACUUGAGAUGCCUUGAUAAGUACCGAGCCACAACCUUACCCGAACUCCUUGCCGGCCUAUCUGCCUGUCUUCCUUCACCAUCAUCCCAAAGCAGGUCGUCUGGACCCUCCCUCGCUCACUCACUCUCCGCCAACCUGCGUCGCUGCGAGAGCUGCCCGCCCCGCAAGGAAAAGCCAGCACUGUCACCCUACGCCUUGUCCUUUGAUGCCCGCUCGCCUUGGGCUCGACGCCGUCGCUCCCGUCACCUCGCACGUCUUUUGUACUGCCCAAUAGCAAACAAACAACGACAUAGGUACAAUAUAGUCCCGGCUGCGUUACCCGCUUCGCGCCACUUCAGGAACCUGUCCGAGGCGCCGAGCAUCAGUCCCCCGGCCCCUCUCCGACUGAUCGAUCAUGUGUGAAAGCAGCAUUCGCGACCGAGUCGAAGCGGGGUCCGCCAUGGUGCACGCCGACGACUCCGACGAGCACGAUGGCACGCCGCCAGCUGCGGACCACGAGGCUCUCCAGGAGGGCAUGCUCCCCCGAGACGUGCCUCAGCGCACCACCUUUUACGAUCCGGUCGCCGAGCGCCACAUGACACAGACCGACGCCAAACUUUUCUAUCAGCGCAGCAAGAUAGACGGUCGCGGCGCCCCUGGUGCCGCUUGGGCGCAGUCCCCCCCGCAAAGCAGUCCCAUCAUGCCACCCGGGUCGCGAUCGGCCACAGAAUACGGCGCCGACUCUCUGAUUCUGGACUCUGAGGCGGAUAGGCCUGAAGACCGAGCUGGAGUCGCGACGGGCGGCUCCCAGCUCAGCCAACCCACUACUCCCAAUCCGCGAGCCGGUCAGGCGGGUGUUAAUGAAGCCGGCCCAGGCAUUGCUGUUGCCAACAAUGCUGCCCUUUUCGACACCGAGCUACACAUCACUGCCGAGCUAAGCGCCAUCUCCAAGAGUAUUCAAGAUAUUCUUGACGUGAGGCGCAAAUACAUGGCUCUCUCGUCCCAGGGACCGGACGACAAUCCAAGAGAUGGCCCUGACUGGGACAUCUAUCCACCCCCACCGGAGCCUGCCUGGACUCAGAAUCGUGCAGGCCGCGGGCACGGCCCAGCAGGUUCUCACAAUGCUUCCCCCGCCAAUGGCAGUGUUAAGAGACCCCUGCGCAAGCGUAAGCAAGGUCAGGAUGUUGGAGAGGAUUUCGAUAUGGAGGACCUAAUGCCACUACCUAGCAACGAUGGCAUGACGUUCAAACUCGAUGAGAGCUGUGUGUACCAGGUGUUUGCAGAGGGUGAAACGCAAACGCCGGCCAUCAAGGUGCCUACGAUCCGCGAGUUCUACAUGGCCCUGGACGGUAUCCUCAAUAUUUCCUCAGACGGGCCAAGCAAGAGCUUUGCUUUCCGCCGCCUCCAAUACCUUGAAGCCAAAUUCAACCUCUACGCCCUUCUCAAUGAGUAUCAGGAAACUGCCGACAGCAAAAAGGUGCCACACAGAGACUUCUACAACGUUCGAAAGGUAGACACCCAUGUCCACCAUUCGGCAUGCAUGAACCAGAAGCACCUGCUCCGAUUCAUCAAGAGCAAGAUGAAGAAACACCCAAAUGAGGUUGUCUUAUUUCGCGACGGCAAACAUCUGACUUUGGCCGAAGUCUUUGCCAGUAUCAAUCUUACAGCCUACGACCUGAGCAUCGAUACGCUAGACAUGCACGCACACACGGAUUCGUUCCAUCGCUUCGACAAGUUCAAUCUCAAAUACAAUCCAAUCGGCGAGUCUCGCCUAAGGACAAUCUUCCUCAAGACGGACAACUUCAUCCACGGACGAUACCUCGCCGAGAUCACGAAAGAGGUCAUUUCGGACCUUGAAUCGAGCAAGUAUCAGAUGGUCGAAUGGCGCAUUUCCAUCUAUGGAAAAUCCAUAGACGAAUGGGACAAGCUUGCCGCCUGGGUCGUUGACAACAAACUGUUUUCUCAUAACGUCCGCUGGCUCAUCCAAAUCCCCCGCUUGUACGACGUCUACAAGGCGAGCGGCCUGAUGGAGACGUUUGAGCAGAUUGUCAAAAACGUCUUCCAGCCACUGUUUGAGGUGACACAGGAUCCAUCGAGCCACCCCAAGCUACAUGUUUUCCUACAGCGUGUCAUCGGGUUCGACAGUGUCGACGAUGAAAGCAAGGUCGAGCGGCGGCUUUUCAAGAAGUUCCCAGUCCCCAGAGUGUGGGAUACCAAGCAAAACCCCCCAUACAGCUACUGGAUUUACUAUCUCUUUUCCAACAUGGCCUCGUUGAACUACUGGCGGAAAAGGCGGGGAUUCAACACCUUGGUGCUGCGGCCGCACUGUGGCGAGGCGGGAGACAGCGAGCACCUCGCCGUCUCCGUACUCAGCUGUCAUAGCAUUAGCCAUGGGCUACUACUUCGCAAGGUGCCACUCUUGCAGUACGUGUUCUACUUAGAACAAAUUGGCAUCGCCAUGUCCCCAUUGAGCAACAAUGCUCUGUUUUUGGCCUACGAGCGCAAUCCCUUUCAUCAAUACUUUAGAAGAGGCCUCAAUGUGUCCCUUUCGACCGACGAUCCCCUGCAAUUCGCGUUCACAAAGGAGCCGCUCAUUGAGGAAUACGCGGUAGCUGCACAGAUCUACAAGCUCAGCCCGGUCGACAUGUGCGAACUUGCCAAGAACUCGGUCAAACAGAGCGGCUAUGAAGCAUCCAUCAAGCGUCAGUGGCUGGGUCCCAACUUUGAGAAACCUGGUAAGGAGGGAAACACCAUGGUGAAGACCAACGUCCCAGAUAGGCGAGAGGAAUUCCGAUACCAUACGCUGCUUCAGGAGAGAGACGUUCUUAGGCGCUACGUCACCUUCGACUCGGGGAACGAGCAGAACGGUUGCGGCCCGAUAACGUCCGGCAGAGUUCAGGAACCUGCAACUGUGCAGUGGCCCAACUCGGUUUCGGCGACUCCCGGAUACGCGGAGGCAUCAGCGGCCGCAUCCCCGCAAUCGAACCGAGAUGUUGCUCGGGUAUCUGAUGCCAUGGCCGACCUGCACCUGUCGGGCAGUGACCCGAGGAUGUUUCCGGGCAUUUUGACGCGCGAUCAGCGUAGCGGGAGCCUGAGAAACUUGGCGCAGGCGGAGGGGUGGCCAGUUGAUUCUAAUGAGGAACCUGGGGACGAGGACGAUGCGUAGGAACAUCGUUCCGGGCCCGCGAGCGCAUUUGACGUUGGUGCCGGGCCGACUGAUUAGUCGCUCGGAGUCAUAGCCAAGCCAUCACGGGUCAGCAAUGCUUUGGUGGACCUGUAGGCUUGAUGGAAGAGGUACCGCGGGUCCGAAUAUGUAUCUGGCUUGUAAUGGAGCAGGCAAGGCGUAUGGCUAGAUUGCGAGCUACGUUGCCUGUGAAGAUGGGGAGGGAAUUAGUUCGCAUGGUGGUUAGAAUCUGGUGGUGAAUGAUCAUGCUGCGUGUUGUAGCUAUAUGUGGUCGGACAUAUAAAUCGGCUUCACGAGCUAAAUAGGUGGCUUCUUUUCUCCAAUAAUAUAGAGGUCUAGAAAUAAAGACGUCUUUUUUAUUAGUGGUAUAUAGUGGCUAUUAUGGUAAAUACUUAG